This is a messenger RNA of Varanus komodoensis (Komodo dragon), 3308 nucleotides long. It is a transcript of the gene TMEM132A, whose product is annotated as transmembrane protein 132A. The record is from RefSeq and is a predicted model, not a curated record. The transcript has 11 exons. The coding region runs from base 57 to 3308 and encodes 1083 amino acids. Lineage: Eukaryota; Metazoa; Chordata; Lepidosauria; Squamata; Varanidae.
CGCGCCGGGCGUGGGCAUCUGAGCCGAGCGCGGAGCGGGACGGGUCCGGGAGCACGAUGGACUCGCGCCGCGCCGCCCCCAGGCUCCUGCUGGCCGUCGCCGCUCUCCUCUUGCGCGCCCCCAGAGUGGACUGUGAAUCCGAGCCCCCUGAUGUGGUCUACCUACCAGCUGAAAUCAAAGUGCUCAACGGCCCGGAGUAUUUCCGCCUUCAACGUGCUGAUCGCUAUGUGCCCGGAAACGCUUCCCUUGGCUCACGCGCCGAGACUUUCCUCUUCCUUCACCGGCAGCUCACAGGAAAGCCCACCAUCCAAGCUGCCUACCUGCCCUUCACUGCCCAGCAGGCAGUCCCGGCUGACGACUCCCAAGACACAGACCCCUCUGCUGCCUGGGACAUUCGGGUUGUCUCCAUUGAAGGCACAGUGUCUCCUUACGAGCCGUAUGCCAGGGUCCUUUUCCACCUCCAAGGGCAGGACUGGAUGUCGAGACAGCAGCCUCUCCCCUGCAUCAUGCUGCAUGUGUUCCACCAGGCCCAGGCAGUUCGCCGGGCCUGCCACCUCCAGGCACCACUUGGGGUGUGUGUUGUAGAAGUUGAGCUUCCCCCUCGCUGGUUCUCUCCCCUGCCUCCCGCCAGCCUGCGCAAGCUGGAGGAGUCCACCUCCACCCCUCCACGGGCUGAGCUCUACUACACCGUGGAGUCCCCAUUGCCUGGGAAGGCGCCUCGAGAGUGCCCCCACGGGCGGGCCCAGGAGAGACUGCGCCCGGGCCCUGAGGGCACCAAGGACCGACUGCGCUAUGUGGGCCCCGUCGAUAUUCGGGUGAUGAACCCACCACGGCGGCAGGAAGUGCGGCUGGAUGACAAUGUGAUGGUUCGAGUCCCUGACAUGGCGCUGCGCCCUGGGCAGCUCUUCACUGCCACACUUAUCCUGCAGCAGAACUUCACAGCUAAUCUGCUGACUCUCCGAAUCAAGGUGAAGAAAGGGCUGCAAGUUCUGGCUGCUCGUCCCACCAGGCCAGAGGCAUGGACUGCAAAGCUGGACAAGUUCAAGGGUGCCAAACACCACACCGCUCUAGUCACCUGUCGCCGUUCUGUUGGCAGUGGGAUGGACUGGAGGGCUGCAGAUUUCCCAGAGUUCCUGUAUCUGGAUUUUGUAGUGGAGAAUGGCACAGGGGGCCUGGCUUCCACACGGCCUGUCACUUGGCAAGUGGAGUACCCUGGCCAGGACCCUGAAGCAGAGAAGGACAAGAUGGUGUGGGAGAUCCAAGUCUCAGAGCGAGAUGUGCGGGCCUUGGUUCCACUGGUGCAGGAGCAGGAGAUUGUGAACACUGCCCUUCUCACGGGAGUCCCCCACUCGGUGCCUGUGAAACUGGUGGUGGUAGAGACGGGAGGAGCAGUAUCUGAGGUGAUGGAGCAGAUGGGCUGUGAGUCUUCUAACAAGCAGGUCCUGCAGGUGUCAGAUGUGUGUGAUGCUGUCUAUGUAGGGGGAAAGGAGAGCCGAGGGGCACGUGGUGUACGGGUGGAUUUCUGGUACCGCCGACUGCAUGCUUCACUGCUCUUUACUGUCUGGGCUCCCCUUCUUCCUCUGCGGAUUGAGCUGACGGACACCUCUCUGGAGCAGGUGCGAGGCUGGAGGGUCCCUGGCCCAACCCCUGAUGGCGGUCCAGCAGAGCCUGAAGAGGGUGGCGAGGAAGCCGAAAGAAAAGCUCGGGGCUGCCGACUCCAGUACCAGCGCGCUGGGGUCCGUUUCCUUGCCCAUUUCGUAGCUCACCCUCUAGAUGGUGGCCGCCACCUCACCUAUAUGCCGAGCUCCGACUGGCUGCUGGAUGUCUCUCACCUCGUGCAGAAGCACGCUAGAAUCCAGGACCCCCGAGUGGCAGUGCUUGAAGGUGGGAGUGUGGUGGUUGGUCGUGAGCCAGGCAUGACGUCUGUGGAGGUGCGUUCCCCUGUUUCUGACUCUAUUCUGGGGGAGCAGACCCUGGUGGUGUCAGACGACAAAGUCUCCAUUUCUGAGCUGCAGGCCCAGCUGGUGUCAGGCCUUUCACUUUCUCUCUCUGUGGAGCCAGGACACUUGAAUGUCUUCACCGCCAAAUGUAAGGGACUCUCUGUCCUGCAGUCCCUGAAGCAGGACGCUGUGCUCAGCCUCUGGCUGGCAUUCACUGACCACACCUUGGCUCCAGUAGAGCUCUAUGGCUGGCGGGAUGCAGCGCUCCAUCUGACUUCCCUGAACCCUCACGUGGUCUCCGUGCGGCUGGACGAGGGGCAGGAUCGGCCUGUGAUCGUAGCCGAGGGACCAGGCCGAGGCUCCUUCCUGCAGCUUGGCCUGCACUCUCCAGACCCGUGCCGUAAGGGCAAGCACCGGGCACCCCUCGCCCAGGGCACAGUGUGGCUGGAGGUGGACUUUGGCCAGCUGUUCCUGACAACAAGCAGCUCAUGGGAACCGGACACCCCCCUCCACAGCGAGCCGCCCUUCCAGCGCGCGGAGGGGGCCAUGUCAGGUGAAGCGGUGACAGUCGCUGCGGUCACUGAGAGUGGAAGGGGAGCCAGGCGCCGUGGCCCAGUAGGGGUGGGGCCCCCGAGAACCAAAUUUGAGGGGCCUGGUGGUAGCUCCUAUGAGGAUACUGAACAGGUGGAGGAGCGGGGCGAGGAAGAUGAGAUGGUGAAGGCCCCGGCCAGGGUGACAGACCUGGAGAUCGGCAUGUACGUCCUCCUGGGUGUCUUCUGCCUUGCCAUCUUCAUCUUCCUCAUCAACUGUGUGGUCUUUGUACUCCGCUACCAGCGCAAGGAGCCUCCUGAUGCUGGGUCGGGGCCAUCCUCCGCCCCACAGCCUCACAACUGGGUCUGGCUCGGCACCGACCAAGAGGAGCUGAGCCGGCAGCUGGACCUGCGCAGCCAGCACUGCAAGGACCAAGCCCCGGACCCUCCCGGUACUGAGGACGGGUGCGCUUGCUGUGCGGGGCCUGAGAGCAAGUUGGAGCCGAUGACCCAGGAGAGCUCGGUUCCUCUCCCGGGGCCAGAAACAGGUGUUUCCAUAAACCCAGUGGGCCCUCCAGCCCAGGCAAGCCCAGCCCUGACCACCACCUUGUCUAGGAGGAAGGAGGGCAGGGAGGUGGGCGGCCGGCGGAAGCGGGUGGAGUUUGUGACCUUCGCUGCUCCUCCGGGCUCUGCUCCCAGCCCCCCUGCAUCUGCCCCUGCUGUUCAGUCCAUCCUUGUGGCCAGCGAAGAUGACAUUCGCUGGGUGUGCGAGGACAUGGGCCUUCACGACCCCGACGAGCUGCGCAGCUACAUGGAGAGGAUCCGGGGCAGCUCCUGA